This is a messenger RNA of Aspergillus novofumigatus IBT 16806, 1330 nucleotides long. Its product is annotated as putative glutamine-serine-proline rich protein. NCBI's taxonomy places the organism in Eukaryota, Fungi, Ascomycota, Eurotiomycetes, Eurotiales, Aspergillaceae. Gene Ontology annotation, cellular component: outer membrane. The transcript has a single exon. The coding region runs from base 162 to 1169 and encodes 335 amino acids. The record is from RefSeq and is a predicted model, not a curated record.
GUCCUCCUCAUCCUCCUAACGUAGCACACAUUCUCAUUCCCUAAGCUUUUCAUCUACAUCAGCCCAUUUGACAUAUAUUGAUACCCAGUUAUCGUUCUGUGAAGGAAGAAGACCAUUUACGCCUGUUUUCAGGGUUGUCUGCCGUUUCUGUUUGGCGCAACAUGUCCGCGCAAGAGUACUACAAUUCAGGCUAUAUCGGCGGACGAAAGCCAGAUACCCCAUUGAGCGACAAUGGCAGCAAUCGACCAUGGACCCCGCCAUCCUCAACUGUCACUCCGGGACCUGAGAUGUCCUACUCAACAGGAGUAGACAAUCGUUCUUACAACUAUGGUGCCCCGCCCCCGCCGACAACCAGCUAUGGGCGACCUCAGAAUGUAUACCCGUCUCAGCCUUCAGAAGGCAUGGCCCCAGGAUUUUCUCCGCAAACAAAGCCACAGCAGUACGACAAUGAGUAUAGCAACUCUGGGCCUCCACCUUACACCCAGCACUACUAUGGCUCGCCACAGCCGUAUCCCCCAUACCCUACACAUGACGCCUAUCCUGAGCAUCCACCCACUCAGCCGCCGUAUCCACAGGAUCAGAAGGAUGAAAGAGGCUUCAUGGGAGCGGUUGCUGGAGGCGCUGCAGGUGCCUACGCCGGUCAUCAAGUCCAUCACGGCGUUUUGGGGACUAUCGGAGGAGCGAUAACUGGAUCUCUCGCCGAGGAUGCAAUCAAGAAGCACAAGAAGAAGAAGGAGAAGGAAGAGGGCAAAUGGAGCCAUGGUCGCCGGUCUUCGUCCUCCUCUUCGUCCUCGGACAGUGAUGACGGUCGGGCUCGUCGUCAACAACAUCCUCCUGCAGAGCCCUCUUUCCGAGGCAACUUUUCCGCCUCGUCCAUGGAUAUCAGCCUUGAGCACGACUAUGAGCUGACCGCUAGAUGCCGUUCCAUCUCAGGAGAACUGCAUCGGUCGAGUAUCUCUCUGAACUCGGUUCUCUCGAACCACUUCGGUUCUUUUGUAUGGGCGCGUGGCGGUAAUUUUGGAGCUUCGGCGAGAAAUGUGCAUCUUGCUGAAGGUGGAAGGGUACUUGAUGCUGAGCUGGCCGAUGGAAACGGCCAUUGGAAGAGGGCGUGGGUAAGAUUGGAUGAGCGGAUCACGAACCGGAACGGACAUCUUGUCUUCCUGGAUUGAUGAGCAUGAGGCUGGUACACUACUUGUUGCAAUUUAAUGUUAGCUCAUGACACCUAAUGAAAUUCAAACCUUGCGGGUCACUCUAAUAGCAGCUUUUAGGAUUGGAAGAGACUUGAUUCCAAUUCAAGUCAAGAUCAUCUAUGAAAGAAGUGAAGACUGAG